AUGUCGAUCUACAAAGGGCCAGUAAAUGUUCACAAAAGGGGUUUGACGUCUGCGAUAUAUGAUGUCCAUGGAAGACGUAUAAUAACUGCUGGUUCGGACGGGAAACUAAAAAUUUUUGAUUCACUUGAUGAUGAUUGUCCUAUGGAACAUAUUGUAGGCGAGAAAAUUAAUGCCAUUGCUUGUCGUUACGAAAAUGUCAUUGCGGCGACCGAAGGGACGUAUGUACAUAUCCUACAAAUUGAGGAUGGUCUUCCUGAUGGUGUAGCUACUCGAUUUACUGCUGAAGUUAAUCACAUAGCUAUCAAUAAAGAUCUUAAUAAACUUGUUCUAUGUAGCAGUGACUUCACCGUUAAGGUUGUUGAUUUCACAGUUUCUGAAGGUGACCGCGAGAUGGUUUUUAAGGGGCAUCAAGGAGCUGUUCUCAGUGUCUCUUUCGAUCCCCUUGAUGUGUUCAUCGCUUCUGCUUCGUGUGAUGGUAGUGUACGCAUAUGGAAUAUAAUGAAUGGCAAGGAAACGAAGUGCAUAUCAACCCUGGCGAAGUGCAAUGAUCCAUUGUUGACUCCGAGCUACUGUAGAUUGUGCUGGGAAAGUACUCUUGGGAAGUUCCUUUUAGUUCCGGUUGAUAAAGAAAUUCGUAUGUUUGAGCGUGAGAGCUGGGGCUUGCUUUGUUCGUUAACGUGUGCUUCCGUCACUCAACCGUUCAUUGUCUGUGCUUCUUCACAAGAUGGCAGUCUUGUAUCUGGCGGAACUGCUGAUGGAUGGAUUAUCGUCUGGAGAAUUGAAGAUAGACAUGCAAUUAACCGUAUUCGUGAUCCUUCUCAUAGUCGAAUUUGUAGUUUGGUUUGGCAUCCACAUCAAGAUAGAAAUUUAUUAUUUGCAAAUGAAAAUGGGUCAGUUGGACUUGUCAGUAUACCGUAUAUCCAGAUGUCUCCUACAGAUGCUUUAUCACCGAGUAAGAUAGCGGAAUUAAUGGGUUGCGAUGAAGAUGGUGAUACUGCUGAUCUAUUAAGUGCUGCUGCGGCACAGGCAGAAUCCAGCAGAUUUUUGGCUGAUGAUGAAAUUUCCAAUCUAGAUGUGAAGAUGGACAACAGUGAUUCAGACUCUAUAGACUUAUCUCGAAUUAAGUCUGGUUAUAUGACCCUCGAUGAUGAUGAUGUGGGCCAGAAACAAAAUGAAGUGAAAGUGGAGGUUAAGUCAGUUGCCCCUGCUAUAGAAAGCGGUAAAUGUAGUAACCUUCCAAUCCAAUCCUUGCAGAAACCUUUCCAAUCGGGAGCAACACCAGUUGGCUUUCGUGAACGUUUUAUGGUGUGGAACAGAAUUGGUAUCGUGACACAGUUUAGGAAUACAGGUGAUUUCGAUGAAGAAGAUGGAGCUUCAAAUCAGUCUUCUGGAGGAAGCAUAGAAGUGGAAUUUCAUGAUAACAGUCUCCAUCACAGCUUGCGAUUAUCCAACAGCUCUGGUUAUUCGAUGGCAGACCUAAGUUUAACUGCUCUGUUAUUGGCCUCUAAAGGUACCGAAGACUCUAACUUAAAAGAUUUGAACCAAGAUGAACAGCAUGAAUUAUAUGAUCUUAGUCGCAUUGCUGUGUUGCCCCUAGAUGUUGGUAAUACAAACGUUAGUGAUGCUUCUGCUGAAUGGACUGCAAAUCUCCCUCCUGGAGAAUUAUGUGAUGCUGUUUGUUUGGUUACAGAAACAAUUCCAAAUCGAACUGAGAGUCCUGGUUAUGCUGUUGUUGCUACAUCAAAGCGUUUAUUACGCAUUUUUACUCAGCCUUCUCCAUCCACGUCUAUAACACACUCAACAAAUUUGCAUCUUUUUCAAAUAACUAAGUUAGGUUUACCACCUGUUAGUCUUGCUGGGCAACAUACUGUUGUAAUGGCAAGUCAUCCUACAAAUCCUAUCCUUGGUGUAGUGACCUGUAAUAUGAUAGGAGAGUUGGAGUGGAGGGUGUUUUACCUAGGAGGAAUAUUGCUUGGAUCGAAUCGGACACCAGCCCCAUUAUGGAUGCAGAGUUCACUAUCCAUUUGGCAACCCUUACCUCUUAGCCCUCCGGAAAGACUUACUAUUGGUGACACUUCAACCGUUCGUUUAACCUGGUUCGGCUUUUCUGACACAGGAGGAUUAUUUAUGUGUGACUCGACUGGAGUUGUCCGACGUCUCAUUCACGGUCGUUCUCAAAAACACCCAGAAUUUCACUGGAUUCCUAUUUGUGACACACGAAACAUGCUAAAGCAAAACAAUAGGAGGACAGACAAUUAUUUUAUUGUUGGAGUUUUAGAGUCUUGUGAAUCACUGGAAAGUUUAUCUUCUGAAAACAAGAAAGAAUCUAAGUCGAAUGCAGCUGGAUUCGGUCAGUUACAGGCGAUAUACUGUAAAGCCUCAAAGUGGCCUAGAGUUUUCCCUCGUCCAGUUGUUUCAAAUUUACCGUUUCGUUUGCCACUCUGCUCACUGAAUACUGAUCAAGGUGAUUUAGAGGAAAAUUAUCUUCAGUAUUUGGUCAAUGAUGACUGGCCUGUUUGGGGGCCGAAUACCAAUGAUGCUGAUGAAGACAUAUUAUCACAUUUAUCUUCCUUGAAUACAAAGUCACUGACCAAAAGAAAGGCAGUUUUAUUGCGUUUGUUUGCUUUGGCAGCGAAACUUGAAUCGGAUUGGGCUAGUCUGGCAAUUGCUCACCUAAUGCCGGAUGCAGCAACUGUUCAGCUUGCUAUCAGGUAUGCUGGUCGGCUUAGGCGUCAAAAUUUAGCGCAUCGUUUGGCAGGUGUCGCCUUAGAGAAAGAACGACAGGUGUCAGAUUCUGUAGAAGAGGAUGAUUUGGACAAUGUACCACAAAAUUCAUCAUCUAAGCAAGUAUCUAACAGAUAUCUAAAUAACGCAUACAGUUAUACCUCUGUGAAUGAUCACAUGAAUGGCUAUUUGAAGAAUUCUAGACCUGUGGAGGAUUCUGGAAGUCACGAUGCUGUGAACACUUCACUUGUUAGUUCAGGCACUGAUGAUACAUACGACGAUGCUACUGUUGGCAGUCAACAUCUGGCAGAUUCAGAGUCUUUUUCUCAUUCUGCACUAACUCCUAGUUCUUCACGGAAUCCUUUUAAGUCAAUGCAUGGACCAAAAGAUUCUGCACCUCGUUUAAGUGCUCAUGGAACAGAGGUUUUAGAUGUGUGGACGCCAAAGGCGACUGAUCCUAACACAAAGAUUUCUCAAAAGUCUAAUGUUAACAAAACACAACAACAAAAUAAGAAACGCCAAGCAGCAGGGAAUCAACGUCCUAAGGUACAAAAAAGUAAACCAGCUGAUGUUGUAGACACUGAUCAAGAAUUUACUGAUUGGUUUGAAGAGAAUCGAGAGACACUCGAAGAAAGUUAUCCCGAAGUAUCUGUUGAGGAGCUUGUUCGAAUAGGCCGGUCAGAAUUUCUUACCGCAAAAAAUUCAAAAAACGAUCUGUGCAAUGAUGAAAGUAAAGACCCCACUACUGAUUCCAAAGAGAACAUACCACAAAAGUUUACUAAACGUCCUCCCAGUCAAGAUGAUGAUCUCAGUCCCAGUGUUUCAAAGAAAAAGCCUUCUGAUUUCGGGGUAAAAGCAUCCAAGAGAUUAUCUGCAUUUGCUUUCUCACAAAAUUCAUGA
Trichobilharzia regenti is the source of this 3624-nucleotide messenger RNA. The record is from the annotation of a GenBank genome assembly. Lineage: Eukaryota; Metazoa; Platyhelminthes; Trematoda; Strigeidida; Schistosomatidae.